Messenger RNA from Metarhizium brunneum ARSEF 3297, 1071 nucleotides. RefSeq lists its product as uncharacterized. Lineage: Eukaryota; Fungi; Ascomycota; Sordariomycetes; Hypocreales; Clavicipitaceae. The record is from RefSeq and is a predicted model, not a curated record.
AUGGAGUUGCCCAAGAUCACGGGUUUCCUGUGGUUCUACCUCACUAUACUGUUGUCUUUUAGUCAAGUCUUGACAGCGCAAGGAGGAAAGAAAUGGCAGCUAAAAGCGGAGCCGGAAAUCCCAGAGGAUGGUCUUCAAAUCAAGCUUGACCGUGACCUGUACACACACCAAGGUUCAAUCGUCUACACCAGUCACCUCAAAUUUGAUGAGAAGCCAGAGAUUUCGGAUAGCCAGCUAUACGAUAUUGCUACGGAUGCUUUCAUCGAGAUGCAGAAAAGCGCUGAAGCCAAUGGCCUUGACAAAAAGGUUCCAAAUGUCAUGACGACCCUCCUUGUUGGCAACGAACUCAUCUUUGGGUCCUCAGCAAAAGGCCCAAACAAACCUUAUGAUCGAGAAUCCCAGGUCCAAGGCGACCUGAAGGUGUGCGAAGACGAGAAUGAAGGCAGGGCCCACAAGAAUGGAGGAAGGUGUGGUGAGGUAAUAGCCUUUCACACCUGGUACGAGUCCCAUGUCCGUUCUGAAAAGUUGCAACCUGGUGAAGGUACAAAGAUUGUCGCAAUUUCCUCCCAGAAGAAUGCCGAUGGCCAGGAGGAACCUGGUAUCCUGGCCCCCUGUGGCAACGGCGAACAAUGGGGCUGCGACAAGUUUGUAAACGGCAUCUACGUACUGAAUAAAGGCAGGGUUGACGCGGAUAAGGCCGCGAAUCCUGACAGGGAAUCAUUUGACUACAAGACCUUGAUCAAAAACAAGAAGCUCACGCCGGCGCCGACACGGCCGGACCUGCCACCUCCCAACCCUUUGCCCCCUCCUCCAAGGCCGAAUACCAACCCGGGUGGAAGCGACGGUGGACCGCCUUUCAACCCUUUGUCGCCUCCGGGUGGCAAGCCGAAGCCGAAGCCGAAGACCAACCCGGGUGGAAGCAACGGUGGACCGCCUUUCAACCCUUUGUCACCCCCGGGGGAUGGCAAUACGGAUACUAACCCUGGUGAAAGUACAGACAACCAAGGUGGCGGUAGCAAGCCUGUCAAGCCCAAGCCGACUCGCAAGCCCAAGCCACCAAAGAGGCCUUGA